AUGUCGAUUCUGAAGCAGCACAUCCCGGUGGCCGCCUCGGGACCGCGCGAGGUGCUUGCGCGCAUCACCGCUGAGCAGAUGGUGGCACUCGAGGCGGCAAUUAAAGAGGAGCAUAUGGCACGGUGGAAUCCGGCAAUCUGCCAGGUGCGGAAGCCAAGGAAGAAGGAAGGCGAGGUGGGCUUUGCCGCCGCAGUGCUGGAGCGCAUAACCAAGCAGUGGCCCGACCUGCACAGUUGGUUGCUGAGCACAGAUGUCGACCUCAUCAAGAAACACAUCUGGAAGGAGACCAAAGGAAAGUGCCCGCAUGAGGUCACGGCCGCGGCACAGGCAAAUGAGGCAGCGCAGCAGCAGGCAGCAACAGAGGAGGCAGCGGCAACAGUGCUGAACCGUAUCCCCAACGCAGCAGGGGCAACGUGGGAGCAGCUGAAGGAGUUCAUGACGGUUGUUGAUGCCGACAUCAGCACUGGCAAUGUGGGAGAGUGGAAGGGACAUGAUGGCUUGCCUGCGACACGCAUCAUCAACCGGUGCGGCUCUUGGAAGCUGCAGCAGCAGCUCACGCAAGCCCAGCAGAAGGAAAUUGUUCAGUUUGAAACUAGGUGCCGCAUGAACUUCUUUUAG
Chlorella variabilis is the source of this 618-nucleotide messenger RNA. RefSeq lists its product as hypothetical. The record is from RefSeq and is a predicted model, not a curated record. NCBI's taxonomy places the organism in Eukaryota, Viridiplantae, Chlorophyta, Trebouxiophyceae, Chlorellales, Chlorellaceae. The transcript has 4 exons. The coding region runs from base 1 to 618 and encodes 205 amino acids.